AUGUUUAUCAGUGUUCUAUCCCCUAUACUCACUCCCACAUGCGGAGGCGACGAUCCCUUGCUGACGCUGUCCUCCUACCUCAACUGCCUCACCGGGCGGACGCCGCGCACCACCGGGGAGCUUGUUUCUUUCUUCCACCAUUUCGGGAAUUCGCUGCACAAUGCAUCUUCACAGUUGUCCUCACUGGGCUCCGCCCUCACCACUCCACAUCGCCACUGCCCCGACUGGGACCGUCUUGGGGAGGAAGAUCUCCAAGUCAUCAAGGGCGCCCGGGGCUCCGCCUCUCCCAACGCCAACCACGACAAGGACCAUCCCGAGGCCUUGUCCACGUUGCUUGGCUGCGGCAUCGAUAACUCAAACUGCCGUCAACAUCUGCUACCCAUCACCUACCGGGCCUACGCCCUCUACGCGCCGAGCUUCACUCACGCCUACCUCAGCUGGGCGGUAUACCUGGCAGACAGACUGUGGGAGUCACUGACCAAGCUGCACUGCGAUCUGGAGAACCUUCAAUGUCACGACUCCAAGCUCAAAUGCCUCCACCAGUGUGACAAGGCCAUGCCCCUCCUCUACUAUCACGGGUUCACGCCGCCGGAGGAUGUAUCGCAGCCGUCACUCACGUGUGCACAGGUCAUAGACAAGCUGAGGGAGGUGGUCUCCGGAAAGCCUAUCGCAAGCCUCAUGACCGCCAUGGACAAUUUCCUCCACAGAGUCCGUGCCCCCUUCCUCUUCACCCUCGUCACACUCUGGCUCAUCGCCACGCUCUACAUCCUUCACUCACUCCUCUACCGCAUGGACGUCCUGUGCAUACGAUCUCACCUGCUGACAUCCAAGUUCUCCCACCUCAUAGAUGCCAAGGCGCUGCUCACGCACGGGACGAGGAUGCUUUCACUCUACCGCGACGUCGAUUACUUCGAUGAUGACCUUAACUCAUGA
Babesia ovata is the source of this 933-nucleotide messenger RNA. Its product is annotated as Ribosome-binding protein 1. The transcript is spliced from 2 exons. NCBI's taxonomy places the organism in Eukaryota, Apicomplexa, Aconoidasida, Piroplasmida, Babesiidae. Bases 1 to 933 code for a protein of 310 amino acids. The record is from RefSeq and is a predicted model, not a curated record.